Messenger RNA from Chara braunii, 4814 nucleotides. The record is from the annotation of a GenBank genome assembly. NCBI's taxonomy places the organism in Eukaryota, Viridiplantae, Streptophyta, Charophyceae, Charales, Characeae.
UAUUGGCCCUGUCCGAGGGCAACAAUAUUUGCUCUUCGGAGUGUCUGUGCAGUGGGUUCAGGGAGUCUCAGUACACGGUAGGGCAAAGGCUGAAUCAUCACGUGCCACGUGGAGGGAGCAUGAUUGCAGGCGUGAUUGGUUGGCUGGUUGAUGGGACGAUCGUUUGACCGGCGCAAGAUGUCGAACACCAAUGAACGGCAGGUAACGUGUGCACUUAGCAAAGGCCAACGGCGAGCGAUUAUGAGUGACCCUUAGGUACGCCAGAAGCCGAGAUGACCGCGGAAGGGGUCGUGUGUUGUCGUAGAUGGGGGAAUGUGCUCUUGUGUCGGAAGCGGAAAACUGAUAAACGAGUAGGGGUUUAGCAUAGCGAUUUAUUCUUGUCGUUGUGGUCAUCGAUCGAUCUAUCGACCAAGUCGAUCGCUGGAGAAACAACGGGAGAGUAGAGAGCACAAUGUUUGGGGGUUUGUAUGGCGAUCUUCCACCCCCCUCAUCAAAUGCUGAAGCGGGGGGUGGGAGAGGCGGCGAUGGUGCGGCGCCUACAGGCUGGUCAACGGUGAACAAGUGGUCGUCGAGCACGAUCCUUGCCCCGCCGACGGUGAGAAAACCAUCGCUGUUUGCGCCGCCGACUUCCGUUCUCCGUGCGCAAGGGGGCGGCGGAGCCGCCGCCGCCCCUUCAGCGAAACCCAAAACCCUAAUUAGCAGUACGACUCCUAGCGCGGGGGGUGCGCUUGACACGGGAUCUUCUGGCCGAUGGAGCGGAAAUGCAGAGGACGAUGAUGACAGGGGAGGGGCUGGUUCACGUACAGGAGGAGCAGGUGGUAUUGUCUCCGCGGAUUAUGGCGGGCCGGACACACUGGGCAAUCAUGACGUCAACGUUGUUCUUCCCCCGAGUGUUCCCGCGCUUGUGGGGGUAAGCGCAGCUGUGGUCGAUGAGUACGACCCAGCUCGUCCUAAUGAUUACGACGAGUAUUGCAGAGAGAGAAGGCGGCGAAAGAUGGAAGAGGAGAUGAGGAAGGAAAUGGAGAGAAGGCAGAAGGAAGAGGAGGAGAGAGAAAGGGAGAGGGAGGCCCUGCUGCAGCGUCAGAGGGAGAGAGACCUAGAAAGGGAGGUGGAGCGCGAGAGCGAGAGGGAUGGUGACUCCGAGCAGGCGCGCGCUCUGCUUCACAUCAGCGGGGAAGAAGCGUGGAGGAGGCGGGCCAUGCUUAGCGCUGGAAAGUCGGCUCCCGGCGACUUGUCCAGAUCCCCGCCUCGUCCAGGUCGGGAUGAUCCAGGGCGAUCUGGUGGAAUACUCGGCAGCGCGGGCAACGGUUCUCCUGCUGUAGGAGGUGGCAUGAGUGCCGCUCAACGUAUCAUGCAGAAAAUGGGUUGGAAAGAGGGAAUGGGCCUGGGAAAGGCUGAGCAGGGAAUCACAACACCAUUGCUAGCGAGGAAGACAGACAGACGCAGUGGUGUGAUUGUCAAUGCAAGCGAGCAACGUAUUCUGACGGCGGCGGGAACGACGGAGAGGAAGGCAAGGGCAGGAGUUGCAGUGGCCGGUCCACCGACAAGAGUUCUGCUCCUGCGGAACAUGGUCGGGCCAGGCGAAGUAGACGAUGAGCUAGAGGACGAGGUUGCAGGGGAAUGCACAAAGUAUGGACCCGUCGUGAAGGUCCUGAUUUUCGAAAUAACAGAGCCUAACUUUCCGCCAACUGAGGCUGUGCGAAUUUUCGUCCUCUUUGAGAGGACUGAGCAUGCAAUGAAGGGUCUGAUUGACCUAGAUGGGCGGUUCUUUGGUGGUAGAGUUGUAAGGGCAAGCUUCUACGAUGAGGACAAGUUUUUGUCGAAUCAGUUAGCACCGUCCCAGGAUGAGCUAGCAGCAGGUGUACUCGGUGCCUGCCCAUAGAAAGCCUACAUAGUUGACACUUAACCGACACUGAACGACCCUUAGCCGACACUGUGGUGGCACUGUACUGGCACUGGUAGCCGCCACUGAGGUGGCACUGAGGUGGUACUGAGCUGGCACUGACCGUACAGUUAGGCGACACUGAGCAGACAGUUAGCAGAUACUGAGCCCCAGCACUGAGCUGACAUUGAACGGACUUUGAGCAGACGCUGAGCCGAAGCUGAGCAGACACGCAAAAGAGAGACAGUGAGCAGUAGUCUUGUCUUGUUUUGUGUGCUUGCGACACUUGUGGCACGUGAAAUGUCCUGAGUGCUGUUCGGGGACUGUUGCUUUCAGCAGAUGUUAAGUGCGUUUGCACUUUCCUGUGCCUGUCCUGAGGUGCCUUCUUUAUCCCUCCCGACAUGCUACUACUGACAGACAAGCCGUGUAUCCGUCCUCACAUGCCACUAAGCCAGACACUUAGCCGAUACUGGGCCCCAACACUGAGCCCUCCCUGACACUGAGACGGAACUGAGCAGGCUCUAAGCAGUAUUCUUGUUCCGUGUGCUUGUGACACUUGUUGCACGUAAGAGUACUGAGCGUUGUCUGGGCCCUACCACUCUCAGCAGAUGUCAAGUGCGUUUUCCCUUUCCUGUGCCUGUCCUGAGGUGCUAUCUGUCUCUCUCCUGACAUGCUACUGAUAGCAAGGAAACCCAUGUAUCACGACGUGUUCUAGGAGCUGUUUUAAACACCACCUUUGCAGUACUACUUCUUAGCAGGUACCGCGUCGGGCUGUUUUGGCUGUGCCAGCAGUUGUUCAAAAUCUGCGCAAAAUGGAGUUGGCAACCUUCAUUUUCAUGAUGCCAUGGCUUGGCUACUCAUCUGGACGUUUGCCCUUUGUGCACGCCUGGGCCUUUAGAUGCGAUCUCAUUCAAAGGCCCGGAUUCCAAUUUAUCACCCACUUUCCUCUCGCUGGUAAGGUUUGGCGAAGAGGGGAUUUCAGCUUGCUACGGACAGGUACCUGCCUCCCACUGCUGCUUGCCAUCCGCUGCUAUUUUCAAGCCAGAGUGUGCAGGGUUCUUAGGGUGGUGCACCUGACGUAUCAUGUGUUUGUUUUGUGGGGUCGUGCCGUAUUGAAGUCGAAGCGAUAAGAGUCGUGUACGUAAAUGAUGUCUGCAUCAUGAGGAAUCAGUAUGCGUGCCAUUGUACUGGCUCUGCCGCUACGUCAAAAACCGUGGAAAGGAAACCAGGCCGUGAAGCGGCAACAUCCAGCAUCAGAGGCACACUGCCUGGCGAGUUCCAAGGAAACCAGGCCGUGAAGCGGCAACAUCCAGCAUCAGAGGUACACUGCCUAGGGUCUCGCCGCACGGCACAACUAACGAUCACCAGAGUCGUGAGGCCUCACGAAGCCCUGAUCCACUGUUUCGCUUCGUUUUUUGCCUCACCGGCCCACAGCACACACGUAAACUCUAGCGAAGCCCCACAGCACACACGAAAACUCUAGCGACAACGCCCUGGCGACAGCAGUGGGGGAUUCGUUUCGCUACAGUCCAAAUUUGUGGACGCUACGGUCCGAGUUCUUGGAUGGACUUCGGUUGGAGCGAUGCAGCACACUCGUGAGAUUUCGCAGCUCCUCCAGCCUACCAGCGGAGGACCUACGAGUUCGUGAGGGCUGCAGGCAGGGAGGAGUUGGCACACUCGUGAGGCCUCGCGAACUUGGAGGCUGGCAGCAUUCACGAGUUUUUUCUGACACAGUUCGUGUGGGUGCUAUGCGGCGACGACUUCACGAACCGAAGUCGUUUUUUUUUCCAGCAAUGCGGUUUUUAUUACUUUUUAACUUUUUGUUACAUAAUAUUUCAACGUUUUCUUGAUCUUGUCCGGAUGGAUACACACAGGUGGUGUGGAAAGCUUCCCGACGCCGAGGUGUGUGGGGUGGGGCUGUAAAGGUUGUGGAAACUUCCUAUGCUGGGGUGUGCAGUGUUGUAAAAAUUCUCCUGUCAUUUUCUCUACAUGGCACGGCAGAGCCAUCUGCAGGUUCACGUUUUGGUUGACCAUCACAUAAAAGGCUGAGAUCUGAGAGAGUUAAAGCUGGCGGCUCAUUUCGCUUAGUCACUUGGGAUUGGUGAGUGCAUUUUUUUUUAUGCCUUGUGAAGAAUCGUAGGCAGUUUAACGCCUUUUGAAGAACCAUAGGCAGUUUAAACCACUACCAUACACGGCCCCAGCCUUGCAGUCCGAAACUUGUUGCCGAGGCCGAAACGUCAAAUGCUGGGCCCGCCUUUGAUACCGAAAUGUCAAACGCUGGGCCCGCCCUUGAUAUAUUUGAUCGACGGUUGCGUUUUCGUUUUGCGCCUCCAGAAUUUGAGGUGUCAGGCCUGCGGCCCAGGUGCCCUUGUACUGGUGCUUUAACGCCGUCUGAAGAAUCGUAGGCAGUUUUAACGCCUUUUGAAGGGCAGUUCGAUGCCUUUUGAAGCACCGUAGGCAUUUACAUUGAAUUCGAAGAAGUUACUACGCAGGAUUCCCGGAAGACGACAAUGGAAUAGUAUUUUGAAGUAGGUUUGGGACUGUCCUGCAUUGUCACUUAUAAUAGAGUUAUUGUUAUCCUUUUCCACCCGUGCACAGAUGGAAUUUGUUUCUUGAAAGUUUGGACUCUGUUUUACUUCUCUUCGUACAGUGCUGUGCCGUGGCUAGGAUGGUUGAUGGCAGUGUUCUGAGUGGGAAUGGCCGAGUAUCACGUGGUGGUUGAGGGUGCCGCCCACGGGGCUAUGAGGCCUCUUGUUGGCACGAGGAUACUGAUACCUCUCUGGCUGGCAGUGGUGGAUAUAUAAGAGGUCCUCUGGCCGGUAGUGGUCGGCAUGUACGAGGAUGAUAGGUCAGGUUGCAUAUCGAGGUUCUUUCUUGGGGAGGUGAGCUCUGCAGCACAGUGGGUGAGAAUGGCUGCAUUGUAUUCCUGAAG